Molecule: messenger RNA, 728 nt
Organism: Trichobilharzia regenti
Lineage: Eukaryota; Metazoa; Platyhelminthes; Trematoda; Strigeidida; Schistosomatidae
Source: the annotation of a GenBank genome assembly
GAUUGUUGUUAGGACACACUAUUGAAUGUGUCACACCUGAUGGCUGAAGUUCACUGUUUUGGACAAAUUUUAAGUGGACACGGAUUUCCAGAGAAAGACUUAUUCUGUAAAUGGGGUCUUAAAUUCGGUGGUGCUUGGAGAUUAAUUGAAGGCACGAGCGAAGGAGAAACCCAAGUUGACUGCCCAGUAGUCGGUGAAAAGGCUUAUUUUUGUCAUCCCAUAGAUCUACAUUUUGCAACCAAAGGCUUGCAAGGUUGGCCAAAACUACACUUCCAAGUAUGGCAUCAUGACUGGGUCGGGAAAAAUGAGCUAUUCGGAUAUGGAUUUUGCCAUAUUCCAACAUCUCCUGGUAAUCAUGAGGUAACGGUUCCUACAUGGAGACCUGUUGGCUCAGUUCUGGAUACUCUAACAUCAAGGCUAGUUGGCGGCGGUCCUCAUCUUCGUAGACCAGAUAUUGUCUACGAUCCAACUGACAGAUUCCUCCUCCAGACUGAGAGUAUGGGUUAUUUGACACUGAAUUUAAAUGUUAUUCUGAGAAAUUUCGAUAAAUUUGGCGUGGAAAUGUGAACAAUAUGUUACAAAAACCAUUGUGCUCUACCUAAUAUCCUAAAAUACCGCCCACCACUUGAAAGCUUCCUUGUAUAUAUAACUUCUUUAGAAUUCAAAGGCAUUUAUAUCAAAUAUUUUGUUAGUUUUUGACAAUUCUGAUAAUAAAAUGACUCUUUCAG